AUGCCGUUUGGGUCCCUGGCGAGCCCUGACUCCAGAGGCCCUUCUGUCUUGCAGGGCAAGCACAAGCUGCAUGUGGACACGGGACUGGAAGGUGACUGGUGUGGCCUCAUCCCCAUCGGGAACUCCUGCGAGAGCGUGACCACGACGGGCCUCAAGUGGAACCUCACUAACCAGGUGCUGAAGUUUGGAACGCUCGUCAGUACUUCCAAUACCUAUGACGACUCUGGGAUUGUGACCAUCGAGACGGACAAGCCUUUGCUGUGGACAAUGGCUAUCAAAAGAUAA
This is a messenger RNA of Phaethon lepturus (White-tailed tropicbird), 285 nucleotides long. It is a transcript of the gene TPK1, whose product is annotated as thiamin pyrophosphokinase 1. The transcript is spliced from 2 exons. Gene Ontology annotation, biological process: thiamine diphosphate biosynthetic process. The record is from RefSeq and is a predicted model, not a curated record. Lineage: Eukaryota; Metazoa; Chordata; Aves; Phaethontiformes; Phaethontidae. Gene Ontology annotation, molecular function: thiamine binding; thiamine diphosphokinase activity. Bases 1 to 285 code for a protein of 94 amino acids.